Triticum turgidum subsp. durum (durum wheat) is the source of this 1461-nucleotide messenger RNA. Lineage: Eukaryota; Viridiplantae; Streptophyta; Magnoliopsida; Poales; Poaceae. The record is from the annotation of a GenBank genome assembly.
AUGACGGCCCAGAACGGCCACGGCGACCUCGCAAGGAAGCCGGUCGUCGUCAUCUACGCGCCGCCGGGGAUGGCGGGCCACCUGGUCCCCACGGUGGAGCUCGGCAAGCUGCUCCUGGCGCAGGGCCUCCAGGUCACCGUCCUCCUCGGCGGGGGCGAUACGUCGUUCCUCGACGGCGUCGCCGCCGCCAACCUGGAGAUGUCCUUCCACUGCCUGCCCCCGGCCGUGCUCGCCCCCGACGUGGCCGCCGCCUGCAGCAGCAGCUUCGAGGCAAGGGUCUUCGAGCUCGCGCGCGCCUCCAACCCGGACCUGCGCGACUUCCUCCGCUCCGCCCGCCCGGCCGCCCUCCUCAUCGACUUCUUCUGCAGCGCCGCCCUCGACGUCGGCACCGAGCUCGGCGUGCCCAGCUACUUCUUCCUCACCACCUGCAUCGCCAGCGUCGCCCUCUGUCUCUACCAGCCCGUCAUCCACGAGGGGACCAGCCUCAGCUUCCGGGACAUGGGCGGCGACCCCGUGCACUCCCCGGGUCUGCCGCCGAUCCCGGCGGAUCACCUCGCCGCGGCCGUCAUGGAUCGCGAGAGCCUGAGCAACAAGCACUUCUUGGAGCUGUCUAAAAGGAUGUGCGACUCACGGGGCGUCCUCGUCAACAGCUGCCGCUCCUUGGAAACCCGCGCCGUCGACGCCAUCAUCUCCGGCCUCUGUACUCCGCCCGGGCUUCCAACGCCGCCGCUGUACUGCAUCGGGCCGCUGAUAAAGCCCGACGAGGAGACCGGGACGACGAAGCGCCACGAGUGCCUCGCGUGGCUCGACGGCCAGCCCGAGGCCAGCGUAGUGUUCCUCUGCUUCGGCAGCAUGGGCCGGUUCUGCGCGGAACAGGUCAAGGAGAUGGCGGCGGGGCUGGAGGCGAGCGGGCAGCGGUUCCUGUGGGUCGUGCGGCGCCCGCCCCCGCCAGGCGCCGAGCGCCGGCCGCCGGCCGACGGCGACGACGACGGCCUCGACCUGGACACGCUCUUCCCGGAAGGCUUCCUGAAGCGGACCAAGGACAGGGGCCUGGUGGUCAUGUCCUGGGCGCCGCAGCGGCAGGUGCUGGCGCACGGCGCCGUCGGCGGUUUCGUGACGCACUGCGGCUGGAACUCGGUGCUGGAAGCCGUCGCGGCGGGCGUGCCGAUGCUGGCGUGGCCGCUGUACGCGGAGCAGCGCAUGAACAGAGUAUUCCUCGUCGAGGAGAUGCGGCUGGCCGUGCCGAUGGAAGGGUACGACAAGAAGAUCGUCGAGUCCAAUGAGGUGGCGGCGAAGGUGCGGUGGCUGAUCGAGUCGGACGGCGGGAGUGAGCUCCGGCAGCGGACGCAAGCGGCCAUGCGGCUGGCGGAGGAGGCGCUGGGCGACGGCGGGGAGUCCAGGACCGCGCUGGCGGAUCUAACGAGGCAGUGGAAGAAAAGCGCCGCCGACGACGACAGCUGA